UAAAAUCAUAGCGUUGAUCAGCCAAAUUGGAUUGAAUCAAAACAAGAAAAAAAUCUUAAUAAGAGCAGAAAAAUCGUAAAGGCAGUCUCUGUUCUGGGGCUCCGAUCCAUGAAUUGUGUAAUAAAGCCCACGUGUCUCCUUCCUCCCAAGCUUCUCUUGCUUUCCAAAUCCACACUCCACAUCAUCACUCUUAAACACACACACGCAGCUGCUGCUACAACAUCAUCAUCAUCAUCGUACUACAACUACAAACCCCCGGCCCCCAACGUUACAACUACUAACAAACGAGUACUAGGUAACCGACUCAAACAUCAUCAGCAACAGCAGGACCAUUUAUAUUGUUCUACUUCGGUGCCUCAAUUGAUUAAGAAUAAGAAAAAUACGAUGAUGAUUCAUACUAACUACAUUGCCGUUACUUUGUUUGCCGGACUUUUGGGCUUUCUUUUUCUCUUCGUUUUGGGCCGGCCUCGUUCUCGUCGUCGUGAUGUGAGUUCUGUUGCCGGUGAUUCAUAUCGGACUUGUAAUGACCCGACCCGAACUGAUCACCCGGGACAUAAUGGAUUUUGUGCUGACGUCAUCAUUGUGGGAGCUGGUGUUGCUGGGGCAGCCCUUGCUCAUACUCUUGCCAAGGAUGGAAGACAGGUUCACGUUAUUGAGAGAGAUUUAUCGGAGCCAGAUAGAAUCGUUGGAGAACUUCUACAGCCUGGAGGAUACCUAAAGUUAGUGGAAUUAGGCCUUGAAGAUUGUGUGGAAGAUAUUGAUGCUCAGCGCGUGAUUGGAUAUGCUCUUUUCAAGGAUGGUAGAAACACUCGGAUUUCUUAUCCCUUGGAAAAUUACCACUCUGAUGUGUCCGGAAGAAGCUUCCACAAUGGCCGCUUCAUUCAGAGAAUGAGAAAGAAAACUGCAACACUUCCCAAUGUAUAUAUGGAGCAAGGAAGUGUAUCAUCUCUGCUUGAAGAAAAUGGAACUAUAAAAGGUGUUCAGUAUAAAACUAAAACUGGCGAGGAAGCUAAGGCAUAUGCUCCACUUACAAUUGUUUGUGAUGGUUGCUUUUCAAAUUUGCGUCGCUCUCUUUGCAAGCCUAAGGUAGAUGUUCCUUCCUGCUUUGUUGGUCUGAUCUUGGAGAACUGUAAUCUACCACACCCAAACCAUGGUCAUGUAAUAUUAGCAGAUCCUUCACCCAUCUUAUUCUACCCAAUCAGCAGCACUGAGGUUCGGUGUUUAGUUGAUGUACCUGGUCGAAAGCUUCCUUCUCUUGCAAAUGGGGAAAUGGCCAAAUAUUUGAAGAGUAUGGUUGCUCCCCAGAUUCCACUUGAGCUGCAUGAUGCAUUCAUAUCUGCAAUUGAUAAAGGGAAUAUACGAACAAUGCCAAAUAGAAGCAUGCCAGCUGCUCCAUAUCCUACUCCUGGUGCCCUAUUAAUGGGUGAUGCAUUCAAUAUGCGUCAUCCCUUAACUGGUGGCGGAAUGACAGUGGCGCUCUCUGACAUAGUCGUGUUACGGAAUCUUCUGAAGCCCCUCCAGGACAUGAAUGAUGCAGUUUCACUAUGCAAUCAUCUCGAGUCCUUCUAUACAUUGCGCAAGCCAGUAGCAGCUACGAUAAAUACUCUGGCAGGGGCUUUGUACAAGGUGUUUUGCGCUUCUACUGAUCAAGCAAGAAAAGAAAUGCGUGAAGCAUGUUUUGAAUAUUUAAGCCUUGGAGGUGUUUGUUCAACAGGACCUGUGGCUUUACUUUCAGGUCUAAAACCUCAACCACUGAGCUUAGUUCUCCAUUUCUUUGCUGUGGCUGUAUAUGGAGUUGGUCGUCUAUUGUUACCGUUUCCAACACCUCAACGCUUAUGGGCUGGAGUCAGAUUGAUAUUAAGUGCUUCAAGUAUAAUAUUUCCCAUCAUAAAGGCUGAAGGGGUAAGGCAAAUGUUCUUUCCUGCAACUCUUCCAGCAUAUUACAAAGCUCCUCCUGUGGAUGGCAUAUCAAAUGGAGCUGCAUACAAGAAUGGAUUCUAUUGAAGUGCUGCAGGAACUUUCUGAUCUACUGUCGUACAUUUGCUUUGCAUUAGUUGGCGUAUACAUAAAAAAUGGCUGUAAAUGUGAUUACUGAAAUCUUGACGUAAAACCGUUUUCAUAGAAGAUGGCGUUAUAAAUGUGAUUACUGAAAUCUUGAUCUAGAACUUAUUAAAGGCCAA
This is a messenger RNA of Daucus carota subsp. sativus, 2180 nucleotides long. RefSeq names its product squalene epoxidase 3. Gene Ontology annotation, molecular function: flavin adenine dinucleotide binding; squalene monooxygenase activity. NCBI's taxonomy places the organism in Eukaryota, Viridiplantae, Streptophyta, Magnoliopsida, Apiales, Apiaceae. Gene Ontology annotation, biological process: sterol biosynthetic process. The transcript has 8 exons. The coding region runs from base 109 to 2004 and encodes 631 amino acids. The record is from RefSeq and is a predicted model, not a curated record. Gene Ontology annotation, cellular component: endoplasmic reticulum; membrane.